Messenger RNA from Hemibagrus wyckioides, 3192 nucleotides. RefSeq lists its product as uncharacterized. Bases 1 to 1788 code for a protein of 595 amino acids. The transcript has 18 exons. Lineage: Eukaryota; Metazoa; Chordata; Actinopteri; Siluriformes; Bagridae. The record is from RefSeq and is a predicted model, not a curated record.
AUGGAGAUUUGCAGCCUUAGACACAUUUUCUAUAUUGUUCUUCUCACAGCAGGACAGUGUAAGACGACCAUGAGUACAGAAGUGACACUGAAAAUGGAUGAAGCAUUAUUAACAGUCCGUAAUCAGAUGUCCUAUGGGCUUCAACUUCUCUACACCUCAGAUUACUGCUAUAAGUGUCUGUACCAACCUUUGGCUAGCAUGGAAGUUGGACCAGGAAAUGUGUCUGUGGUCCUAAGCACACCUUUCACGCUAACUUUGAAAGCCUCACCUAUGAAUGCUACUUACACUUUGUGCAGCUUAAGCUAUCAAUUUGAAGAGGCGGGACAUUAUUCUCUUUGGGUCACACCUGGAGAUGCCCUUACCGUGACCUGCUGUAUUUCUCUGGAUAAAUUUCCACAUACCACCUACCAACCUUUGUGGGUAGCUGCUCUUGUUCUAGUCCUUUUGGCUUGUAUUUGGGCCUCUGUACCAUUUCUGUCCAGAUGUAGCUGCACAUUAAGGCUCAAAAAGCUCAUUUGCUGUUGUGGAGCUAAAUUCUCUAUGGAAAGGGAAGAGGCCACAAAUGGAGCUAGCAUGGACCAAAGCCAACCAAAAUCAUCCCGUUUAAAAUCAUUAGACACAUUUCGAGGCUUCUCUAUAACCCUCAUGGUGUUUGUGAACUAUGGAGGUGGAGGAUACUGGUUCUUUCAGCAUGCACCAUGGAAUGGCCUUACCAUAGCCGAUCUUGUGAUGCCCUGGUUUGUUUUCAUCAUAGGGACAUCUGUAAUGUUAGCAUUUAAUUCCAUGCGAAGGAAAGGUGUGACAAGGCUCCAACUUUUGCGCAAACUGAGCUGGAGGACAGUGGUGCUGAUGCUCAUUGGAUUCUGCUUUAUCAACUACAGCCCCAGAGAUGGUUUAUUGUCAUGGUCCUGGCUUCGGAUACCUGGAGUACUUCAGCGUCUGGCUUUCACCUACUUCAUCCUUUCACUGAUGCAGAUGUUCUCUCCUUACCAAGAGAUCCCACCAAGUCAGGUCCACUGGUGGAGCCCUGUUCAGGAUGUGGUGCUCUACUGGCCUGAGUGGAUUUUCAUUUUGCUGCUAGAGACAGUGUGGCUGUGUGUCACCUUCCUGCUGCCUGUGCCCAACUGCCCUACUGGGUAUUUAGGAGCUGGAGGUAUAGGAGAUAAUGGUCUGUACCCAAACUGCACAGGAGGAGCUGCUGCAUAUAUAGAUAGAUGGUUAUUAGGACACAAUAUCUACUGGCAUCCAACAUGCAAGGCUUUGUAUCAAACAACUCAGCCAUUUGACCCAGAAGGAGUCCUAGGUACUAUUAAUUCUAUUGUCAUGGGAUUCAUUGGGAUGCAAGCAGGAAAGAUUUUCCUUUUCUACCGCAAAUUGAACAAGAAGAUCAUCAUACGAUUCACAAUCUGGGCUGUCAUCCUGGGAAUCUUGGCGGCCAUCCUUUCUAAGUGCACACGAGACUCUGGAUUUAUACCUGUCAAUAAAAACCUUUGGUCUCUGUCCUAUGUGGCCUGCAUGGGAUCCAUGUCCUUUGUGUUGCUGGGUAUGAUGUAUUUUGUUGUGGACAUCAAGGGAUGGUGGGGUGGCCAACCUUUCAUUUAUCCUGGAAUGAACUCCAUCCUGGUAUAUGUGGGCCAUUCUCUGCUGGGCUUUUACUUUCCUUUCAGCUGGGAGAUGCGCUAUCAGGACAGUCACUGGGAGCCACUAUUCAGGAGCCUGUGGGGAACUGCACUCUGGAUCUUCAUCUCUUAUUUGCUCUACCGCAAACAAUUUUUCCUCAAAAUUUAAGUCUUACGUCUUAUGUGUGAUUGUGAAUAGCAAGCAUUCAAAUUGGGAAGAUGAGCCAACUUCCACAUAUUGUCUUUACUUGAAAUUUAUUGCUUGUCUGUUAUCUGUGAUGUAUUAGCUUAAUCCACAAACUGAAUGUAGAAUAUUCCAGUUCUCAAUUAGUAAAUAGGUAUCUGUGCUAAAAACCUGCCUGUCUGAUUUACUGUCUUCUGCGGACACCUGGGAUUUUUUAUUUGUUGUCAGUUGCAUAAGACUCUGAAUGUAGUGAUUAAAUCAACGGAGCUGAAGUAGUACUUAACAAAUUAGAAUAAGUGAUUCUGCCACUUCAGGGGUGACCAUUUUGAAGCGGUUGCCAUAGUCACCCCCCUUCAGGGCUGUAAGACAGAGAGUGAAUACCAUCUGCUCUUCAGCUGACAGUGUUUUAAUAGGGGUCAAGCUGGACUGCUCACCAAGGAGUAGCUCUAAUAAGGGCAACACUUUUCAGACUCACUAAUGCAAAAUCAGGGAAAUUACACUGCUGGAUGUAAGGUUUGUUGACAAGUAGACCUUCAUCAAAUAAGGCAAAGUCAGUACAAGCUUCAUUUAUUAACUGAUAAAAGAAAUUUGAAUAAUAGAUGUUUAACAGCAUCUCCAACCUCUCUCCCAGCUGUGAGUGGUUAUCAAGGGAGUGCUAGUCGGAAUGAAAAGAUUUAAUUUCUCUGCAUGGGAGUUCUUAGAAGCAGCUUUUACAUGGAACACUCUCAAAAGUCCUCUUAUUAACAAACUGCAUUAUGUCUGGUCUCAUGAAAAAAGGAGGAAGUUACUGAACAGACACUACAUGAUGGGACUAUCCAGGGCCAUAUUUUUUUAUAGUGCGCUUAUUCUGAAAAGGUUAAAUCCUUUGAAUUAUCUUUCUCUUCUGAAAUGAAAAUUCAAUCAAAGUCUUUCUUCUCUAUCAGUUUAGGAGAAAGCUUUUCAUUUGGGGCUGAUCAAAUUAUAGUAGUCCUAAGAUGGAAGUUGAUUAAAUAAAAUGGGAAAUGGACUAAUAUACAUUGAUAUACUGCAGAUCAUAGCAGGAAUGUAUUUCUUAUUAUCUGUAAUUUUAGCUACUAUGACAAGAACGGAAAUCUGAAAAUUAUAUGUUCUAAAAACGUAAUUGUUUUGUUUAUUAGGAUUAGAAAAUAAAUGGAACCAGAUAUACUAUUAGCUUUACUGUUGAAGCAUAUUCAAACAUACUGUCACUAGUUACAUAUGUAGUUGUGGUUCUAAGAACACAGAAAACUGGUGUAAAUAUUAUACCUUGUAAUACACCGCUUCUUCUCUGUGCAGACAUGCCAGCAAUGCCCAGGUAAAUGCAAUGCAGGCUUCCUGGAAAAGCAUGCCAUUGAAUGAUACUUAUGAGGAUGAGACACUCUUUGUAGAGUA